This is a messenger RNA of Pseudovirgaria hyperparasitica, 1167 nucleotides long. Its product is annotated as eukaryotic phosphomannomutase. The transcript has 2 exons. The record is from RefSeq and is a predicted model, not a curated record. Bases 27 to 851 code for a protein of 274 amino acids. Lineage: Eukaryota; Fungi; Ascomycota; Dothideomycetes; Acrospermales; Acrospermaceae. Gene Ontology annotation, cellular component: cytosol. Gene Ontology annotation, biological process: GDP-mannose biosynthetic process; mannose metabolic process; protein N-linked glycosylation. Gene Ontology annotation, molecular function: phosphomannomutase activity.
CCAAGAUCCCCCAAGCCACUCCCACAAUGGCUCAGACCCCGACAGCAGCAUCUUCGUACCCACCCGAAGACGAGCGCGAGAUCAAAAACACCAUCGUGCUCUUCGACGUCGACCAAACCCUCACCAUCCCGCGCGGCAAAGCCACACCCCCAAUCCUCGCCCUGCUCUCCGCCCUCCGCAAAAAAGUCCCAAUCGGCUACAUCGGCGGCUCCAACCUCCCCAAACAACAAGACCAACUCGGCGACGCCGCCGGCACAGACGUCCGCAACCUCUUCGACUACUGCUUUGCCGAAAACGGCCUCGUCGCCUUCCACGGGCCCACCUCCCUCGGCGACGCCUCCUUCAUCCAGUCCAUCGGCGACGCACAGUACAAGCUGCUAGUCAACUGGGUCCUGCGCUACAUUGCCGACCUCGACAUCCCGGUCAAGCGCGGCACCUUUGUCGAGUUCCGCCGCGGCAUGAUCAACGUAUCGCCCAUCGGGCGCAACGCAAGCCAGGAAGAGCGCGUCGCGUUUGAGCAGUACGACAAAGUGGCCCGGGUGCGCCAGACCAUGGUCGACCGCAUGCGCGCCGAGUUUGCGCAUCUGGGGCUCACGUUUAGCAUCGGCGGGCAGAUUUCGUUUGACGUCUUCCCUGCCGGCUGGGAUAAGACGUAUGUGCUUAGGUAUCUGCCGGAGGAGCGCUGGGCGACGGUGCAUUUCUUUGGUGACAAGUAUGUCGAGGGCGGGAAUGAUUAUGAGAUGAUUGUGCAUCCGCGGGUUACGCCGCAUAGGGUGGAUAGUCCGGAGCAUACGAUGCGGGAUGUGAUUGCGACGUUUUUCCCGGAGGGGUAUGUUGAGGAGAAGGCGUGACUUGCUGGUGGUGGUGGUGGUGGUGGGUAUGGAUAUGGAUGCAUGCAUGGGGGAAAUGAUAAAGCGGGAGGAUGAAAAUCAGGUGUUUGUAGCCACCGAUUGUCAAUGGGCAGAGGAGGGUGACACGACUAGUCACGACACAGGCUGUUUGAGAGAAUAGCCCUUUGAGGCUCUCCGACGGCCCGAACAUCUCACUCAAGUUACUUGGAGGCAGAAAGUCGACGAAGCAUAGAAGAAUCCUUUUAGAUGAAGCAAAAACACAGCCUAGAACACGGGUAUUUACCACAAAGAGACAUGCAAAUUCACGUCUAGCAGC